GUAGCGUCACGUUAGUAAUCAUUAGCGAAGCGAAGAAUGUGUGACAGAGGUGCAGCUGUUUCCGUCUCUUUUCUGCAAAGUACAACACGGAGUAGCUCAGAAAUAUUUUAGCAUAAACCUUUAAUAAGGCGUGCGUUGUAAGUAGAUAACUGAGGACGUGUAUGAACCGCAGCAGCCGUAGCGUUAGCUAACUUUAACCGCUUGCUAGCUGCGAGGGUUUUGGUUGCUCCACGUCGUCACACCGGCACGAAAUGAGUGCUUCUGCCGACCUUGCGAAGCGGACGUUUCGAGGCGUUGAAGAUGUGGACGAUCGCUCCGUGUCCGGGGCGAAGAAGCGGCACGUCGAUGGUAAGCAGCACAUCUGCGCCCUGAUCCUGGCCAGGGGCGGCAGCAAAGGCAUUCCCCUGAAGAACAUCAAGAUGCUGGCCGGGGUUCCGCUCAUCGGAUGGGUGCUGAGAGCUGCAGUGGACUCCCAGGUGUUUGACAGUGUCUGGGUAUCGACGGAUCAUGAUGAGAUCGAAAAAGUAGCGAAGGCAUGGGGGGCCAAGGUGCACCGCAGGAGUCCAGAGGUCUCCAAAGACUCCACCAGCUCUCUGGAGACCAUCCAGGAGUUCGCCGACCUGAACCGAGAUGUGAACAUCAUCUGCAACAUCCAGGCCACCUCCCCCUGCCUGCACCCCCACCACCUGAAGGAGGCGCUGGCCAUGAUCACCGAGUUCGGCUACGAGUCCGUCUUCUCUGUGGUCCGCAGGCACCAGUUCCGCUGGCAGGAGGUCAAGAAAGAAGGAGGGGUGUGCACGCGGCCCCUGAACCUGGACCCCGCCCGGCGGCCGCGGCGGCAGGACUGGGCAGGAGAGCUGUGUGAGAACGGCUCCUUCUACUUCGCCACGCGGGACCUGAUAGAGCAGGGGUUCCUGCAGGGUGGAAAGAUGGCCUACUUUGAGAUGCUCCCAGAGUACAGCGUGGACAUAGAUGUGGACAUCGACUGGCCUGUGGCAGAGCAGAGGGUCCUCAGGUAUGGCUACUUUGGCCAGGACAAGCUGGAGGUGGUGAAGCUGAUGCUGUGCAAUGUCUCCGGCUGCCUGACAGACGGCCAGGUGUUCCUGUCUGCCGGAGGCGAGGAGAUGGUGUCCGUCAACACCAGGGACGAGGCGGGCAUCCGUAUGCUGCAGAGGGAGGGAGUGGAGGUGGUCCUUUUCUCCUCCAACGAUAACCCCAUCCCCAAGGCCCUGGCAGACAGGCUGUCCCAGAGGACGGGCUGUGAGCUCCGGCUGAGCAUACCGCACAGGCAGGCCGAGGUGGAGGCCAUGAUGGAGGCCAGGAAGCUGGUGUGGAAGGAGGUGGCCUACCUGGGUAACGAUGAGCCGGACGUGGAAUGCCUGAACCUGGCGGGUCUCAGUGCAGUUCCCCUGGACGCCCCGUUGGUGGCGCUCAACGCUGCAAAGUACGCCUGCCGCAGCCCGGCUGGCAGGGGGGCGGUGCGGGAGUUUGCCGAACACAUCCUGCUGCUGAAGAAGAAGGCCAAGUCCAAGAUGGACCAGGACAGAAUCCGCAGGGAUAUGUUCUGAUUCAGCGUUCCCUCUCUCAGUCCUAAACAACCAAUCACAACCCAGGCCACAGAGGAUUUUAGUUUGAGCCCUGUGUCUCUCCUCUUUUUUCCGGUCCAUUUGCCCUUAGUCUGACAUCUGAUACCUCCCUCUUUCACUGUUGUGCUGUUUAGUGGGGUUUAAGUUUAAUUUUCUGUGCCUGUCUUUGGAGUGGAGAUGCAUAAUGCUGAGAGUAGUGUGACGUGCUCAAUGUAGCUCAUCCCACUAGAAUGAUGACCAUUUGGUUGUCACAGGCAGAACCAUGAAAAAAUUCUUUUAUGUUUUUAAUUGAAUUCUUUUAAGUCUUUUAAUCAAAGACAUGGAGAAGAGAGGCAUCUCGACCUGGCAGAGAAUGUGUGGGAACUAACACUGGAAAAGGUCAUCCAUCACAGCUGAGUGACUUUAGAGGAAUAGGACAGUGAGCAGAUUCACACAUGUGCAGUCUAGCUCUUACGGUGCUACCUUCAGCAUUGUCUGUGUGUAUGUGUAUGUGUAUGUGUGUGUGUGUGUG
Messenger RNA from Megalops cyprinoides (Indo-Pacific tarpon), 2097 nucleotides. It is a transcript of the gene cmasa, whose product is annotated as cytidine monophosphate N-acetylneuraminic acid synthetase a. The transcript has 8 exons. Lineage: Eukaryota; Metazoa; Chordata; Actinopteri; Elopiformes; Megalopidae. The coding region runs from base 252 to 1568 and encodes 438 amino acids. The record is from RefSeq and is a predicted model, not a curated record. Gene Ontology annotation, molecular function: N-acylneuraminate cytidylyltransferase activity.